Toxorhynchites rutilus septentrionalis is the source of this 3967-nucleotide messenger RNA. RefSeq names its product protein-glucosylgalactosylhydroxylysine glucosidase-like. The transcript is spliced from 4 exons. The record is from RefSeq and is a predicted model, not a curated record. Gene Ontology annotation, molecular function: catalytic activity. Lineage: Eukaryota; Metazoa; Arthropoda; Insecta; Diptera; Culicidae. Bases 54 to 2348 code for a protein of 764 amino acids. Gene Ontology annotation, biological process: carbohydrate metabolic process.
GUUGGUCGUGGAUAUUUGCUGAAGGAGGUGAAGCAGUCUCGAAACUAGUAAAAAUGAAAACUAUUGAUGUUUCAAUAGUUUUAGCAGGAAUUUUGUUAUGUACCUCGGUGUACGGGGAUGACGUCAAUUUCCUGCUGAAUUCCAACAGUUUCCCUGAGCGGUCGUCUGUGCCAACCCUAUCAAAUGGAAACCUCGGCUUUGUGGUCAACAGCGACAGUGUUUAUCUCACCGGUGUGUACAAUGGUUAUCGAUCCCAGAGCCAUCGAGCACGCAUACCAAACUAUGCAAACCUACAGCUAGCUUUCUGUCGGAAUCCCGAGACCGACCCACCACACUGUUCCUAUCAGCUGGAUAUGAAAUUCGGGCGCUUCCGAACCGUGUAUAAUGAUCCAGGCAGAAAUUUCCGACUGGUCCAUGACGUAUAUCCACAUCGAUAUUUCACCCAUGCAAUCGUUAAUCGAUUCCGUAUUCAGCGACUGAGUGCUGUAGGCAAUAUACGGGCUACAAUAGUGAGUAAUCCUGGAAAUCCAUCGGUGGAUAUUGCCUUUAGCGCACCCGAGAAAGUUUUAGUCAGAAACGAAAUAUAUAAUUAUCAAUGUGGUCGUACGAAGGAAGUUGAAGACCCCGACCUCCAGCUUGAGGGAACCAAUGUAUGUGUUUACUACUUGGACUAUCCAGCGACGAUCGAACUGAUCGGUGAUGAUCGCACUGCUCAGGACUUCUUCUUCUUCACCGUUUUCGCCCGGAGCAAACAACAAGCGGAGCAAGAUCUUCAGUUUUUGACGAUGGGAAACUCAGACGCGUCCCACACGAGUCGUAUGGAUGCGGCGUGGUCUGCUUACGGUAUAAGCGUUAGCGGAAACGAUGCACUGGAUCGUGUCAUCAAGGCGAGUGCGUUCCAAUUGCUCAGUAACGUUCCUUCGGUGUACACCAAUCAACGUCAUGUCUCAUUUGGAAUAUCUCCAUCUGGAAUUGGGCGGGGUGGAACAGUAGGGGAAGACUUCCAGGGACACAAUCUCUGGGAUAUGGAUCUAUGGAUGUACCCGGUGAUUCUGUUGCUGGAUCCGAAAAAUGCUCGUGAUUUGCUACAGUACAGAGGGACGUUUACCAAGAGUGCACUAGCUGGCAAUGCCGCAGGAAACGGAUUCGAGGGAUGGCAAUAUCCGUGGAGUUCGGCGUUUACUGGUCGGGAGGUUUCGUCUUCCGCAGAGGCACCCGAGUUCAAUCACCACGUCACUGCAGAUAUUGCAUUCGCAGCCCGCCAAUACCUACUAGCAACUGAUGAUCUGUCAUGGAUGGAACAUGAAGGUUGUGAACUCGCCUACGAAACCGCUCGGUUCUGGGCAAAUCGAAGUGUUUACAAUUCUGAAACCGAUAAAUUUGACAUUCUUUCGGUAACCGGUCCAGAUGAAAUUAAUCGCAACGUGGAUAAUAACGUGUUCACAAACGUGGUCGCUGCCUACAAUCUACUUUUCGGGGGGUUUGCCGGCUGUUUGUGUAGAAAUUCACUUGGACUUCGAAAUAACGAAUGGAAUGAACUGACACGAGUCGCCAAGAGUUUGCUGCUAUUGCAUAACGAAACGGAAGACUUCCAUCCGCAGUUUGAUGGUUAUGAGACAGGAACUAGUAUUGGCCAAGCCGAUGCGGUGUUGCUAGGGUAUCCUCUAGAAUUGUCGAUGAAAAACUCGACGAAGCGUCGAAAUCUAGAGAUCUAUGGAGAUGCUGUACUGAGCAAUACUUCGGCUAUGACAUGGCCAAUGCAUACGAUCGGCUGGCUGGACCUAGACGAAACGGAUCGAGCUGGCUCAGCUUUCAAUAAAAGCUACUGGUCAUACGUUCGACCACCGUCCAAUGUUUGGAAGGAACGACCUGUCGAAUUUUCAGGUGCUUCAAAUUUCGUUACAGGCGCUGCCGGAUUCCUGCAGGCCAUAAUCAACGGCUAUGCGGGGGUUCGUCUUCACAACGAACAACUCGUAAUUGACAACCCGAGACUCCCUCCAUCGACUACACAUCUGCAUAUUCCGCAGUUGAACUAUAUGGAUAUGAAAUUUUCACUUCUCAUAUAUCCCGAAGUGUUCACGAUUAUAAUAAACACAAUGCCUAGUAGAAAUCUGACAUUGAUUGUGGAUGGUACGGUACGAGAAAUAAGCCAAGAUCUGCACGUUCAUGGGCUGAAGCACGCCCGAUUCGAACUAACGCGAGCGGUGCGCAUCAAAAAUGGCUGCAAGUUACCGCCAUUAACGAUGAACAUGAGAUUAGCCGAUCAAAACGGAGGAAUAAUCAAUAAACAAAACUCGCUGCUCCUGGCUGUUUUGCUGGCUGGAAUGAUGCUGAGAAACAUGAUAUAAAAUUGGUGGAGAAGUGAUUCUGCGAAAAAGUGUUAUAAACCAUUUUGUUAAUAGUUGUUGUGUUUCGAACCGGAAUUGAGGGGCUUAGAAUGAAAGGGGUGUAAGUGAUUUGAUCGAUUUCUCUACAUCGACUCUCUCUUUGGUCAUAACUUAGCUGCAAAUACUUUCCCAGCUGUAUUUACCAACGUGGAAAAUAGGUCAGAACCUCAUCUAUCGGAUUCUAUAGCAAACUUAAAUUGGAACGUUUCUACAGUUGAGUUAUUAACUAAUUCAAAAGUUGACGAAGAGAAAUCGAUCAAGUCCAAGCAAACCAUUUAUCAUGACAAUGUCAUGCGAAAAUGCGAAAACAGAAUAGAAACUGAGAGAGGUUGGCGUCGACAUCAUGCCUCAUACCGUAUGAGUCAUACCGUAUGAGCGCCAACCUUCCUCAGUUUCUAUUCUGUUUUCGCAUUUUCGCAUGACAUUGUCAUGACAAAUGGUUUGCUUGAUCAAGUCACUUAUACCCCUUGCAUUCUGAGCCCCUCAAUUGAUAAAUACUUGGUAAUUGCAAAAUGUCUGAAUUUUUUCUGCUUUCACUAAACAAAACAUAUACUUGCCAACAGUGCCGAAAAUAUUCACGUUCACGGCAUUCAAAUACGGCGAAUUUCAGCCUGCUUUGUAUUGACAACCUACUGCUCAAGCGAGAGUCGAUAAAUAUGGAACAACCAGCCGUAUGGCACCCGCCAUGUUUUUGGUGCCAACAUCUCACACGUCAGAAGUAUUUGUUUUCUUCAAAACAGCGAUCCGCGUUGACGGCAGUGAGCUUCGUUUACUAGUUUAGGGGAGCGUCAAAGAACAGCUGAUUUUCAGACGGAGUGAACGUUUUCAAAAUUAAAGUUAUGAAUGAAAAUUAGCUUUUCCAUAUCAAAUUAGUAUUCUGUUUAAAUUGAAAACAUUUUUGUUUGCAGGUGGGGAAAAAGUCUCAUACGAAAAUUGUUUAUGAAGACAAUUUUAUAUUAUAGAGAAAAAAAUCAGCAACAAUGUUGGAAUUGUAUGACCAUAUGGAUAAAUGAAAGUCAGAAAUACGUGUUUCUAAUAAUUAAAUAACAUAAUGUGAAAAUUUUCAUUCAAAUUUUCAAAUUUGAAAACCGGCUCCGUGUCUUCUAAUCUGGUAGAGAUUACACUAACGAUUUUGGGACCCAAAUUAUGGCUCUAACUUGAAGUCGCCACCAGACGUCGACGUCAUCGCGAAUUACCAAUUUACCACCAUCUGACAUAUCGUGAUGUCGAUGAUGAACUUUUACAGCAGAGGGAUAGUGUGAUAGGCGGUGACGGUAGGUAGAGUGAGAUAGCGAUAAUCGUGUCAUGCACCUGGGAACAACACUAUCAAUGAACACCAGUGUAAUGAACAUCAACAUCAGCUUGACAUAAAGUUCAUUUUUCAUUUGCAUAUUCAUUUUCGCCAUGAUAUUCGUAUCGUCGAAAUUGAAUAUCGUUGCGCGUUAGUGAAAAUCGAAGCGUAAAAUGCAACGCCAACCAAUUGAUAGUGAAAUCAAUUAAUGGUAAAGGAUAGCCAUUUAUUAUAAAAAGACGGGUGGGUAAUGUCGGGGACAUAACCGGAGUGACGUAAGACUAUACAA